Molecule: messenger RNA, 3720 nt
Organism: Alligator mississippiensis (American alligator)
Lineage: Eukaryota; Metazoa; Chordata; Crocodylia; Alligatoridae
Gene: TMEM250
Product: transmembrane protein 250
Exons: 2
Coding region: 212-631 (139 amino acids)
Source: RefSeq, a predicted model, not a curated record
AGAGCGGCGCCGGCCCGCCCGCCCGCAGGCCCGGGCCCUGCAGCAGCCCGGGCCCGGCCCCGCGCCAUGGGCCACGGGGCCUGUUCCUUCCUGGAAACUCAGCAGAGUAUUUGCAUUCAUAGGUUGCUGGAUCUGUUCCAUAUUCAUGGAUGAUACCCGAUAUGGUCACUGCAAAUCCAGCUCUGGGACUCUGUGAACUGAGAGGUGCCUGAUGCCUGUAAUCCCCAUUCCCCGCCGGGUCCGUUCUUUCCACGGCCCCCACACGACAUGCCUGCAUUCGGCCUGUGGCCCGGUAAGGACCACUCACUUGGUGCGCACCAAGUACAACAACUUCGACAUCUAUCUGAAGUCCCGAUGGAUGUAUGGAUUCAUUCGGUUCCUGCUGUAUUUCAGCUGCAGCCUGUUUACCUCCAUCCUCUGGGUGGCACUCUCUAUCUUGUUUUGCCUUCAGUACCUUGGCAUCCGGAUCUUUCUGCGUUUCCAGUACAAACUUUCCAUCAUCCUCCUCCUGUUGGGGCGAAGGCGGGUGGACUUCAGCCUCUUGAAUGAACUGCUCAUCUAUGGAAUUCAUGUGACCAUGCUGCUAGUGGGGGGGCUGGGCUGGUGUUUCAUGGUGUUUGUGGAUAUGUAAAUAAAAUGAGUGCAUGUGGGCCCAGAAGGUGAUUCUUCCUCUACCCCGGAGUGUGUGAAUAUCCUCCUCUUCUCUUUUUUUAAAUAUAAAUUAAUUUAUUUAUCGGCGCUCCUUUUGGAUCAAUGCUGUACCUGUCUGCAGAUUGAUUUUUAUUUGUAGAUGGGCAGGAGCAGAAAACUUUAUUUUGCACAGUGAAUGCUUUGCUAAGUUUCCUUUUCAUAUGCGGGAGCCUGUCCUGCCACCACUUCUGUAGGCAGGAAGAGGGCAGUGAUUGAUUUGGAGGAUAGAAGCCAGGUAAUUCCAUAUCCCACCAGGUCUUAUUCUGGAGUAACUGCCCUGAAAGCAAUCAAGUCACUUUUCAAUUACUUGCAACUGAAGCAUCUCUUCUGAAUUACUAGCACCUAUUUUAUACAUAUAGAAGGGGAGAUUAAUCAAUCAAAUCGAUCUAUAUAUAGAUCGAAUCGAUCGAUAGAUAGAUCUAUCUCUCCAUCUCUAUGGAUGGAUAGAUCUAUCUCUGUGGAUGGAUAGAUCUAUCUCUCUAUAUUUUAUAUAUAUAGAGAGAGAGAGAGAGAGAUCUCCCCCUCUCCUGUGUUGUGUAAGGAACUGCAGUUUGAUUUGUGAUAUCUGACUCUGGGGCAAGGGGUUCCCUAAAUGAUGCUGCCAUCUCAGAUUAGACAGCUGCUUUGUGCAGCUCCCAUCAAAGGGGAGUGGAAGAGGUUGUAGCUGAGCACUUUAGGCCUGGUUUUAGAGCCUUGCUAAUUCCAGAGGGAGCUAAGAUACAGGAGACCUUUGAGCUGCUGUGACUUACAGCGCAGACCUCACCAGGCCGAAUCUGGUGACAAAGACACAAGUCAUUUUUGUUCUUUCCCCACAUCCCCUGCCUAUGCUUUCUGAGGCUUAUGAUACCGAAUCUGACCCUAAGAGGUGAUAGUGGGGGGAAAACUUUCCAGUCCUGAAGUGUAUUCAUCUCGGCUCAGGUGAGCAACAACAGAAGGAAGGGACAGUCAGGAAUAAUGCAGGAUGCUCCUCAGGUUUCCUCUGCCCGCCGUAUGAGCUGUAGAGGUAUCCCAACCCUGGCUGAGCCGGGCAGGAAAGGACCAAACGUGGCCCCUGUGUUGCAGUGUACUGCAUUACUACUGAAGUCCACCCUGCCCCUCUGCAGCCAGAGCUCCACGUUGCAUUUCAAGUGAGCGUGCUUCCCGCAUCCCAAGACCAGGGGGAAGCUUGCUGAGUCCCAGAAAGGAGGCCACAUGAAGAGUAAGUCAUGCACAAAAUUAAAUGCCAGUGAAAAUGGCCCCAUAAUCUUUCUCCCUACAAAUGUACCCAAAGGCCUGCUACCAAAUGCCCCAUUUCCUUUCCCUUACCAAGUCCUGAGUUUAGGGUUGUGCAAUCCCCUGAAGAGUGGGAGUGUGUGAUUGCAGCAGAUAACCAUGCAGCAGGCUGUAUGGGUUCUGUUCCCAGAUGUGCUGCUGCCAUAGCAUGAGCUUGGACAACUCGCUUCAUUUGACCCUUGUUUUACACAUCUGCAGUAUGGGCAUAAUGCCAUUGGAUGAACGGGGCACUCUUUGGAUGGAAGAGCAAAAUGCAGUGUCGUAGACACCAAACCAGUGCAAGCUCCUGUGCCCCUUACAAUCUGUAGGUGCAAGUGGUUUUUAUCAGCUACGACUGCGGAUGUGAUGACCCUAGCAUUGUCAUGUUGCCACGUAAGGGAGUCAUUUUCAAAUAAUUUUAUUUCAAGAUGAAAUAAUAUGAAUAUUUGAGGUCCACAAGACCAGAGUACUGUGUGGCACAUAUAUAGCACGUCUCAUCUUCAAAGCAUUUUACAGCUACUAGCUAAUUAAUCCUCACAACAGCCUGGGAGGUUGCUGAAUAAGUAAGAUCUUGGUAGUGAUUGGGAAUUUUAAUCAGUUUUUUCAAUUCAGGGUGCUUAUUAAAAAGCAUUUACAUUCACUUUGAAGGAAAUACUUCUCUCAAGUAGUGGAGAUGUUGAAGGUGACCUAUAAGCCCAAAAAGGCGAAGGUGGGCAGUGAGGGAGAAACCUCUUAACCAAGCCAUAACUAAGAACAGUCCCAAAAGAGAGAGGCUGUGUCAUGCAAAGGCAAAUGCUUUGAAUAAAUUCUUUUUCCCUUCAAAGCUUUCCUCGUUGAAAAAGUCAUUUGUUUGGUUUGUUUUUAAUUGGCAGAGCAGACCAAAUAACCAUGUGGGUAGAAGCUGGACUCUCUUUCUACGCCCCUAGGAGAUGGAGAAAAGGCCAGGAAAGGUAGUUGCCAGAGAUAUUGUAUUGGAAACUGGUACUUGCAAACUCUGCCUCGCUGGGAAAGUUGAUUUUUUUCCUUUGGACUUAGCCAUGUUUCUCAAACUCACCAACCCCUGAAAGGACCAGGUCAGGUUAUAAAACAGCUGCUUCAUUUAAGUCUUGUUAUGAUGUUGUGGAUAACACUUCACAUGAUUAACAUUGAAAGAGUUUGAAAAACAUGACCUGACUUUUCACUAUUGAUGCUGUUUGUUUCCUUUCACGCAAUUGCAUUUGGGACUGGGAACAAGCCAGCUGGUUUCAUUCUGUGUCUAAUCAUUUUCCCUUUAAUGUUUCAAUGCUGCCAUGUUUGAGUUUUCCGGAUUUUCAGAUGAAUGUUUUAAAACUUGCUUCCAGGCAAAAUUAGAAGAGAAUAAUAGACCCAUUUCACUUGCUACGAGUUCUGCGAGAGGUUAUUUUACCCGGCCUACAUUUUGGGUCGUAUCUGAUCUAACGGCGUCCCUUCUAGGAAGCUAAUCCUGCCUUCUUUUUUGGAUCCGCAGCUCCCGCUGGUUGGUUCUGUCUCAAGCUAGUGAAGGUUUCAAGUAUGUGGGGAAUGCAAAGCCAAGCUCUGAAGAUCUGUUGCACGGGCCAAACAGCAGAGGCAAUUAUACAUGUGGUGACAAAGUUGCAUUAGCCCUGCUGGCGAACGAAUGAAUGUACAAAUUAACAUGCCAAGUGUUUGAUUUGCCUCUUGUUGACUUUUUGGAACAUGGAAACAGCUCGGUGUCUUGAGUGCCUGUUAAUAAUUCUUCCUGAAACCUGCCACCUGCAUUAAAGUUAUUUUUGUAAUGUG